AUGAUGUUGACGAUUUAUGAAUUUCUCUGGUGGUCUUUCCUGGUUGUGGUAACAGUCACGGCUAAGCGAUCAGGUUCUAUAAUUAAUGGCACGUUGACGUCGGAUGAAAAGAAGUUGAUCAAAAUCUUGCUGAAGGAAUAUGAAGACCGUGGGAUAUACGGCAGACCAGUUCUGAAUUUCCACGAUAUUAUCAAGGUUCAUUUUGGACUUAAUCUUAUACAAAUAAUGGAACUGGAUGCCAAAAACCAAGUGUUAAUUCUGAACGUAUGGGAUAGAUUGGAAUGGAAUGACACGUUUCUGCGGUGGAACCCCGCCGACUUUGGAGACGUGACAGAAGUCCGUGUUCCGGCAGAGAAAAUCUGGACUCCAGACAUAAAACUGUACAACUAUGCUGACCAGAGGAUUGAUGAACAUCGGCAGGCUUUGGCCGUGGUUUACAGUUCCGGACAGGUGCUCUGGAUGCCCCAGGCGGUCUACAAAAGCUCCUGUGCUAUAGACAUCAAAUAUUUCCCGUUUGACGAACAAGAGUGCAGAUUAAAAUUCGGAUCGUGGACGUACAACGGCCUUAAGAUGGAUAUGGAAUUUGCCAAGGGAAUGUUGGCUUACGACAUGAGUGAUUAUAUCGUGAACAAGGAGUGGGAAAUUAUUGAAAAUAGAGGAAUUAAAAAUGUGAUAAAGUAUACCUGUUGCCCGGAGAUUUACCCCGAUUUGACAUUCAUCCUCCGGAUGCGGAGAAGUGCCGUGUUUUACAACUACAUCCUCAUCCUGCCAUGUGUCCUCUUGUCUACACUUACCCUUGUUCUGUUCUGGAUACCACCCGAGUCGCCGGCUAAGAUGCAGCUGGGUAUGAACAUAUUUGUGGCGUUCUUCGUCUUACUGUUGUUGUUAGAGGAAUCUAUUCCACCGGCGGCAUCGACCAUCCCACUCAUCGGUGUGUAUUAUUGCCUUAACAUGAUCCUCAUCACGCUGUCCUCUUUCCUCAAUGUCAUCGUCGUCAACCUCUCGUUUUAUGGAGCCAGAGGACCAAUGCCUAAAAUACUGAAAAAGGUAUUCAUCGAUGUCUUGGGAAAAAUCCUGUGCAUGGAUUGUUUCCAGGAAAAGAAGGCGUCGGAUAAAGAUGAGAAGAUUUUACCUCGUAACAGACGCUACCUAACAGGACAGCGAUUCGAGUGUUCCAACGGCUACAAUAAAUGGUCCGAGAACUGGAAAAGUUCCGCUGAACACUUGUUUCAAGGAAAACGCGAUUCCGAAUCAUUACAGUCUAACAACUCGACGCCUUUGCGAUCGUAUGAGGCGUCGUACUUAGAAAAGCAAGUGAGCGAUAUCAGAACUAGAAUAAACGAGUGGGCAGCUAGAACUGCCGAGAAGGAGCGCAGAGACAAAAUGGCCAAGGAGUGGAAACAACUCGCGCUCGUGCUGGACAGAAUUUUUUUCCUUAUCUACCUAACGACUGUCAUCGUGUCACUGGCAACAAUAUUCACACAGCCGAAUCGCAUGUAGUCUGUGUCGUCAUAUUAAGAAUACGGUGCUUCUUCUUACACUUGCCACUUGUGUCCAAUUUUUUAAGGCCGGAACACAAGAAAAGACCCUAGUAGUACAACAUUAUCGGAAUCCAACGCAACGCAAACUCCACGACAAGACCCAAACAUGAGAACAAAAUCUAGCACCACGAGAAGACCAGGCACAAGAAUCCCACGACCCGAGCACCAUGAGAAGACCCAAACACCACGAGAUGACCUAAAGACCAGGACACAAACCGAUCACCACAGACAGCUUUUGUAAGGCCGAAAAAGAUUUGUUAACGCAGAAGUGUCAGUCCAGAAGUAUCGACCCAGAAGUGUCAACCCAGAGGUAUCAACAUAGAAGUGUUUACCCAGAAUUAUCUACACAGAAG
Messenger RNA from Liolophura sinensis, 1894 nucleotides. Its product is annotated as neuronal acetylcholine receptor subunit beta-3-like. The record is from RefSeq and is a predicted model, not a curated record. Gene Ontology annotation, cellular component: postsynaptic membrane. The coding region runs from base 1 to 1500 and encodes 499 amino acids. Lineage: Eukaryota; Metazoa; Mollusca; Polyplacophora; Chitonida; Chitonidae. The transcript has 7 exons. Gene Ontology annotation, molecular function: acetylcholine-gated monoatomic cation-selective channel activity; transmembrane signaling receptor activity. Gene Ontology annotation, biological process: monoatomic ion transmembrane transport.